AUGUCUGGGCUGAUGGGAUCCCCUGAUAAGUUUCUGCCAUCUGAGUGGAAACAUGCAAACCAGGUGCAUUUCAGGAGCUCGGAGGCAGAACGAUCACUCUCACAGAGACUGACAGCAGAGUGUCAAAGACUGGUAGAGGAGAGUGACAAAUCUACCAAACACAUGCAACAGGAUGCACAAAAGAAGCUGGAGCAGAGAAUCCAGGACAUCAAAUUCUGGAGGCAGGAACUGGACCAGAAGUUUGAGGAGAUGGUGCAGGAGAUUGAGACCCUCAUCAUUUUUAAGAGCCGUGUGGAAAGAGCCUUAGAAAGCUGCUCUGAGCCUUUCCAAGUGACUUUGCAAUGUCUGACUGUGAGACAAAAGCGGGUGGCGAUUGACCUUGUGCAUGAUGAGGUGGAAGAGGAGCUGUUGAAGGAGAAGGAGGUGAUUGAAGGAGUGAUGGUCCUGCUUCAGCGAACACUGGAGCAGAUCAAUGAACAGAUCAGGCUCAUUCGUUCAGUGAAAUACUAUCUGGAAAAGGACCUGCAGGACAAAUUUCAGGCUGAGCACAUUGAUGAUUUCUGUGCCCUUCUCACUAAUGCGUCGCCUGAUUUAAACAAAGGGAAUUCAGAUUUUAGCAGUGUUGGAACUGCAGUGACUCUUGUGGAGAGCCCAAACAACGUAACAGCCCCCAAAGAAAAACACACUGCUCCAGUCAGGCUGACCGAGGCACUUAAACUGUCAGAGAUGGAACUGAAAGCUCUAGCAAGACGCCAGUUGAGCCUAGAGGAGGAGAUCCAGGUCAAGACCAACUCCCUGUACAUAGACGAGGUGAUCUGCCAUCAGCUACGUCAGCCUGUGGUUAUUCACAAUUUCUGAACAGGGCUCAUGUAUGGCGGAAAGGCCUAGUAUAUUUUAUUGUGUUUUGGAAAAAGAGUUUCCUUUGAAUAAUUUUAUGUUUUUUUG
This is a messenger RNA of Sinocyclocheilus grahami, 945 nucleotides long. RefSeq names its product tektin-1-like. The coding region runs from base 1 to 858 and encodes 285 amino acids. NCBI's taxonomy places the organism in Eukaryota, Metazoa, Chordata, Actinopteri, Cypriniformes, Cyprinidae. The transcript is spliced from 6 exons. Gene Ontology annotation, biological process: cilium movement involved in cell motility; cilium assembly. Gene Ontology annotation, cellular component: microtubule cytoskeleton; nucleus. The record is from RefSeq and is a predicted model, not a curated record.